AUGAUUUGCGCGGAAUUUCUUCCUCUCUCCAUUGUUGACGACGAGGAAUUUCAGAACUUUGUACAUCUCUUAAACAGCAAUUACAACCUCCCGAGCCGUGAAACGCUUACGCAUAGCUUAUUACCUUCCGUGUAUAACCAGAUUUUCGGUAAAGUUAAAGCCGAGCUGUCUGACGCGCGAGCAAUUUGCAUAACUUGCGACGGUUGGAGAAACGUUCACAAUGUCAGUGUCUAUGCUCUCACAGCUCAUUACAUUGACGCGGUCACUCGGCUCAGGUCGUGUUUCAUUGAAUGUUCGGAAUUUCCGGAGCGCCACACGAGCGCUAAUAUAUCUUCCUGGAUUCACGAAGUUCUGGAAACAUUUUCCAUACGCUCCAAGAUUUGCGCGCUUGUAUCUGAUAAUGGCGCCAAGGUGAAAGCGGCCGCGGCCGACUUACAUCUGAGGCACGUGGCGUGUUUUGCGCAUAGUUUAAAUGCGAUUGUAAAAGAGGCGAUAUCAUCGUCCAUCCACGAGCUGGUAGACAAGGCAAAAGCACUCGUUCAAUACUUUAAACAAAGUAGCUCUGCUUCAGCCAAACUCCGUGAGAUGCAAAGUUCACUGAGCAACGACCGCUUACACCUUAAACAGGACGAGCCCACCAGGUGGAAUUCCACCUACGACAUGUUAGAACGAUUAGUGAACACCGGAGAGCCCAUCGUCUUGGCGUUGUUAGGAUCGAAAGGACAUUUUGUUUUGGAAGCACGUGAAUGGGAAGCCGCGGUCCAUAGUGUCAAGCUGUUGGCAGUCUUUAACGAUGUAACUCAAGAACUAUCCUCCAAAACCAAUGUUUCUUUAUCAAAAACGUCCAUUUUGUCCAGAAUAAUGUCGGGAAAGGUUGCGCAAUACCUAGAAAACAACCCGAAUAUUCCCGACAGUGUUUCUAAAUUGGGGAAGCAACUCGCGGAGGGCUUGUCCAAGAGCUUCGGCAAUAGAGAGUCCAACCAAAUGAUAUCUCAAUGCAUCAUUCUGGAUCCGAGGUUCAAGAAACAAGGAUUCGGGGACGAAGCCAAAUACAGGUCGGCCUAUCAAGCGCUUGUGGGGAAGGUCAGUGUCUCCGCACAGAGACAAGUCGCCGAAUCAUCGAAUCACCAGCCGGUAUCACAAGGUCAGAGUUCAUCUCCUCACUCGGUGUGGGGGGAAUUUGAUGCUGCUUUGAAUCAUUUGCAAGCAAAGCCGGACCCCACAUGUGAGGCAAUACUAGAGAUAGAGCAAUACAUCGAGGAGCCGCACUUGCCCCGCACCGCCGAUCCCCUUCUUUGGUGGGAAAGGAGGAAAUUUACGUAUCCAAUUUUAUACUCCGUCGUUGUCAAAAGACUUUGCGUUCCCGCUACCAGCGUCCCGUGCGAAAGGAUAUUCUCUAAGGCCGGGCAAAUCCGCGCAGAAAACAGGAGCCGGCUCACGAGUGACAACGGUGACAAUGUUGUACUGAAAUCAGUCGCCCUAAAUGAGGACCAUGAGAGCGCCAAGCUGACCGAUUAUCCUGAAACCAUCCACAGCGAUUCUCCUUCUAUACAG
Messenger RNA from Nanorana parkeri, 1554 nucleotides. RefSeq names its product zinc finger BED domain-containing protein 1-like. Lineage: Eukaryota; Metazoa; Chordata; Amphibia; Anura; Dicroglossidae. Gene Ontology annotation, molecular function: protein dimerization activity. The transcript has 3 exons. The record is from RefSeq and is a predicted model, not a curated record. The annotation marks the transcript as partial.